UGCUCCAGGCCCCGCCCCGCCCCAGGCAGAGGGCGCGGCACCCACUCCGCGCCGCGCAGCUUCGGUCCGAACCUGCAUCAGCCGCGCGAAGGUGAUCCAGCGCCAGGAUGGCCGUCCUCUCUAAGGAAUACGGCUUCGUGCUUCUAACCGGUGCUGCCAGCUUUGUAAUGGUGGGUCACCUAGCCAUCAAUGUCGCCAAGGCCCGCAAGAAGUACAAGGUGGAGUAUCCUACCAUGUACAGCACAGACCCUGAAAAUGGACACAUCUUCAACUGCAUCCAGAGAGCUCACCAGAACACGUUGGAAGUGUAUCCGCCCUUCUUAUUUUUUCUAGCUGUUGGAGGGGUUUACCACCCGCGUAUAGUUUCUGGCUUGGGCUUGGCCUGGAUUGUUGGACGAGUUCUUUAUGCUUAUGGCUAUUACACGGGAGAACCCAGCAAGCGGAGUCGAGGAGCCCUGGGGUCCAUCGCUCUCCUUGGCUUGAUGGGAACAACUGUGUGCUCUGCUUUCCAGCAUCUUGGUUGGGUUAAAACUGGCCUGGGCGGUGGGUCCAAAUGCUGCCAUUAAAGAAUUGUAGGGGUUUAAAAACUCUUAAUUCAUUUUGAAAGACUUACCAUUAUUUCCAGUUACAUUUUUUUUUUUCUAAAUAUAAUAAAAACUAAAUCUGGCAUCAGCCUCAUACCUAAA
Molecule: messenger RNA, 686 nt
Organism: Microcebus murinus (gray mouse lemur)
Lineage: Eukaryota; Metazoa; Chordata; Mammalia; Primates; Cheirogaleidae
Gene: MGST3
Product: microsomal glutathione S-transferase 3
Cellular component (GO): membrane; nuclear envelope; endoplasmic reticulum
Molecular function (GO): glutathione peroxidase activity; glutathione transferase activity
Source: RefSeq, a predicted model, not a curated record